Bacidia gigantensis is the source of this 726-nucleotide messenger RNA. It is a transcript of the gene NUO31, whose product is annotated as NADH-ubiquinone oxidoreductase 30.4 kDa subunit, mitochondrial. Gene Ontology annotation, molecular function: NADH dehydrogenase (ubiquinone) activity. The coding region runs from base 1 to 726 and encodes 241 amino acids. The transcript has 3 exons. The record is from RefSeq and is a predicted model, not a curated record. NCBI's taxonomy places the organism in Eukaryota, Fungi, Ascomycota, Lecanoromycetes, Lecanorales, Ramalinaceae.
AUGCGACAUGCCCCACGACCGCCUGGUGGGAAGCUCUAUGCUCCCGUCGUCAAUCCAACCGAUAAAUACCAAGAGAAGGCCGCCAACCUCCACACCUACGGCCAAUAUCUACUGUCAUGCAUGCCAAAAUAUAUUCAACAAUUUUCCAUUUGGAAAGAUGAACUCACAAUCUACAUCCCUCCCGCUGGCGUGAUUCCUGUCAUCUCAUUUCUCAAAUACCAUACCGCUGCGGAAUACACAAUGGUCGCAGAUAUAACAGCGGUUGAUUUCCCUACUAAAGACAACCGGUUUGAGAUCGUAUACCAUCUCCUUAGUGUCCGGCACAAUUCAAGAAUAAGAGUGAAAACAUAUGCGGAUGAGGCGACGCCGGUACCAAGUAUUACGAGUCUAUACGAUGGAGCAAAUUGGUAUGAGCGCGAAGUGUAUGACCUGUUCGGUGUUUUUUUCGAAGGACAUCCAGAUUUGAGAAGGAUCAUGACCGACUAUGGAUUUGACGGUCAUCCUCUAAGGAAGGACUUUCCAUUGACAGGCUAUACUGAAAUACGAUAUGACGAAGAGAAGAAGAGAAUAGUAGUGGAGCCUUUAGAGCUCACGCAGGCAUUCAGAAACUUCGAGGGUGGAACUGCCGCUUGGGAACAGGUUGGUCCCGGAAAGGAUAGAAAGCCUGACGAAUUUCAAUUACCUACGCCAAAACCGGAGGAAAAGAAAGAAGAGGCGAAGAAAUAG